Thyridium curvatum is the source of this 1917-nucleotide messenger RNA. RefSeq lists its product as uncharacterized. The transcript has 4 exons. The record is from RefSeq and is a predicted model, not a curated record. Gene Ontology annotation, biological process: transmembrane transport. Lineage: Eukaryota; Fungi; Ascomycota; Sordariomycetes; Thyridiales; Thyridiaceae. Gene Ontology annotation, molecular function: transmembrane transporter activity. Bases 1 to 1917 code for a protein of 638 amino acids.
AUGCACGCAGCAUUCCUCGACGAUCAUGUCAAAGAAGCUCGUCAUGAACCGGCUCAAACACUGCCUCGGCAAGACCAUCGGGAAGCCUACAGAGUCUCUAAACUUUGGCUGGCCUCUUUGUUUCCUAUACGCGUCGCGUGUUUCGUGAUGACUCUGUUUGGGCUUCUGGCCAGAGGCCGACAGGAGACUAGUUGGCUAGGGUGGCAAUGCGGCUCGAAGCUUGACCAAAGACCAGCAUCAGCUGCCGACAAGGCUGAAGGUCCAAGCCAAGCAGCGCCCAUCAACGAGGCCGAUGAUGCGGUUGAGCUUGAGGACAUCCUAAGACAGGAGGACGGACAGUCACCGGCCGACAAUCACCCCGGCCAUAGUGCCCAAAGCCCAAAGCCACAUCCGCCGUCCACAGCGAGAGCUUUGUGCAUCUGGUCGGCCAUUAUCUGCGGCGUUCUUUGUCCUUUCCUUGAUGAAGGCAUCAUCGCAACAGCAAUCCCCCAGAUUACUGAGGACUUCCACUCCUUAUUAGAUAUCGGGUGGUACGGAUCAUCAUACCUAAUGACACUCUGUGCAUCUCAGAUCAUCUUCGGUCGUUUGUAUAGCCUUUUCAACCCUAAGUAUGUCUUUGUUCUAUCCCUGAUCAUCUUUGAGGCGGGAUCUAUUGUUUGUGGCACCAGUUUAUCUUCCGAGGCCCUCAUCACUGGUAGGGCUGUUGCUGGCUGUGGAGCGGCAGCUGUCAUGAGUGGAACAAUUGCUCUGUUUGCUGCUGCGCUUCCUCCAGAAAGACUGGCUCUCUACGUCGGAGGCAUGGGAAUUGUUUACGGACUUGCGGCAGUGCUCGGACCUGUCGUAGGAGGCAUCCUCACGAACAGCUCGCUAACAUGGAGAUGGCAAGUCACGUGUUUUUAUAUCAACCCACCCUUCGCGAUACCGCCACUGUUGGCUAUGUUCACGAUUAUAAAGAUACCCCGACCAGACGAGCAGCAGGAUGCCUAUACUUGGUGGCAAAAGAUGAAGCAACUGGACUACCUGGGGACAGCCUUGGUCUUUGCAGGCAUCACAUCUCUCAUCAUGGGCCUUCAAUUUGGAGGGUCAUCUUAUGGGUGGGAGGAUGGGCGGACAGUAGGCUGCCUUGUUCUUGCUGCCGUCCUUUUCCUAUCCUUUUCUAUCUCCCAAUGGUGCCUCGGAGAGCGGGCACUUGUGCCACCACGAGUAAUUCGAAGGCGAAUUGUCAUCUUCGGUUCCAUCUUCACGUGCUUCCUAGAAGGCGCAUUCUUAACCCUGGUCUACUAUUUACCUGUUUGGUUCCAAAGCAUCCAGGGUAUUACAGCCGAAGAAUCUGGUAGGCGAUAUCUCGCGCUGUGCAUUCCCUUUAUCGUCGCAAUCUUCUCAAGUGGCUGGGCCGUUUCGAGGUUUGGCUGGUUUCAACCCUUUAUGCUUGGGGGAACAAUUCUCGUUUCCCUUGGUUCCGGUCUCCUCUCGACUCUUUCUGCAUCAUCAAGUCCAAAAGCUUGGAUUCUCUACCAGGUACUGGCUGGUGUGGGUAUCGGGGCUUCCACAGAGCAGGCUGGUGUUGCAGUGCAGGGCCUGCUGGACGAGGCAGAUGCUCCCAUAGGCCUUGCUGUUGUCCUGCUGUCACAAAACCUUGGUCCCGCGGUUGGCAUCAGUGUUGCCAAUGCAGUGUUCACUCGCACACUUACGGCCGGGACGGAGCAGAGGUUUCCUGCUGUGGACCCGAAACGAAUCUUGGAGGCGGGAGCUACGUCUCUGAGGCAGAUUGUAGACCCGGCUGAUGUCACGGAUCUCAUUACUAUAUACAACCAAGCUGUCACUCGGGCCUUCGUGGUCGCGGCCGUCAUGGGGGCUGCAAGUGUCGCCGGCCUGAUUGGCAUUGGGAUGCAAAGAAUUCCUACGAAGGCUUCCUAA